GAAAACCGGCAACAAGCGACAGAAAAUAAUAAUAUUUUAGUGCAGUCUACUCGCAACGACCAACGGACGGCCAGGACGUUAGUGUGCGCGGUAUCAUUUGGUUUAAUGGUAUUAGAGGUAGCAGCGGCCUGGCCAGUGCGACCUGGUCGUCAGUGUGUUCGAGCCCUAACUCAACAUUUAAAAACCAGAAUAAUUAUUUUGUACCACUAAUAAAAAAAUAAGAAUAUAAAUUUAAAAACUUUUUAUAUUUCUCUUAAUGUUUAAGUUAUUGUCUAGGCUUAAUAAAUGUAAAUUGUGUAUAUCCUAGAAUUAUAAGUCCUUUGGUAUUUUUUAUAAAUAUUUUUUCGUAAACAUCGCGAUUAUUCUUAUUUUUAUUUUAUUUUGGUGUCUUAACAGUGUAAAUAAUAUGACGCGCUUUUUUACGCUAUAUUUUUGAAGAAAUUUUGAUUUUUUCUAUGUUGUGAGUUAAUAUUUUGUUAAAGUUUUUUAAAUGCCAUUUCUUUGCAAUACCAUCGCUUUUUAAUAAUUAAGUAACUAGAACUAUAUGAAUUUAAACAACUUUACUAUAAAUCCGCUAAUUUUAAACGUGCUUUUUAUUCAACUAAGAAGCGCGAUAUUGAUCGUUAUGAUAUUAAAAUGUAUAGGAAACACAAAACAGAAUGAUUAACGUACAGGAGAAUGAGACUGAGAUUGAGAGAUAACUUGUAAAUAGAGUGUAAAUGGUUCUGAAUUCGCUUUUGCAGCCAUCGGGGGUGCAGUUCCCCCUCCAUCAUCAGCGCCAUCUUUUACCCCUCAACCCCCACCCCAAGGUAAUCCGGCUGUACCCACGCCACAACCUUACGGAGUUAUGCCUGGAAUGCCUGGAUCUCCGUAUGUAAUUCCAGGUCAAACUCAGAUAUACCCACAGGGUCCACCACCAACUUAUGAUCAAGCUCUAACUCAUCCUGCUGCCAUAGUGGGGCAACAUAUGUACCCUCCUGGAACAAUGUACACUACUGGUUACCCUACCUAUUUAGGCUAUCCAACAUACGCACCCAUGCAAUAUUACCCAUCUCUGGGUGCCUAUUCUUAUGCCAUGCAGCCAGCAGCACAGUUAAGGCCUACCAUUAUGAUACCAAAUCCCCACCUGUUUCAGAACGGCUACGAUACAGGCGCCCGCUUCGACGGCAUCGCGCAGCAGGUUCUUCCCCCUGCGCCGCCCGGCGUCCCGCCUACAGCCGCGCAAUUAGCCGCCAUGGCCGGUCACCAGGUGGCGCUGGGUCAGAAGAAGAACACGUUCCUGGCUGGCGGUUCCGAGGGCGGCUACGCGUUCUGGUAGUUUCACCAUUGUUGCUCCUCCGUAGGAAAAGAAGUCCAGGAAGAAGAUGCGCGUUCUUUCUUAGGUGAAAACGGUUAUUAUUAAGUAAUAAUAGUGGUGUUCUUUCGUUUGGUUUUUGGAAUCGAUUUACAAAAUUGAACCCAUUUAUUGAGUCGAUUUAUUUGGUUCACAAUUAGUCUAUUGUUUUUUACUUACGUCGUCUAUUAGUUUCUUUUUGUUAUGUGUAAAGUGAAUGGAUUUAUAUGCAUCAGUCGUUCCCGUCACUUUAAUUCCCUACAAUUAUAAUAUAUAAUUUUUGAAAUAAAUCAAUACAUUUACAUAAAACA
Sitophilus oryzae (rice weevil) is the source of this 1644-nucleotide messenger RNA. Its product is annotated as DAZ-associated protein 2. The coding region runs from base 848 to 1318 and encodes 156 amino acids. The record is from RefSeq and is a predicted model, not a curated record. NCBI's taxonomy places the organism in Eukaryota, Metazoa, Arthropoda, Insecta, Coleoptera, Curculionidae. The transcript is spliced from 5 exons.